GUGAAGUAGGCCAAGAACUUGGGUUCUGCUGCUGCGUAUGGAAUUCAAGUGGCUGUGGUUCGCGACAAUUUUUGAUGUUUGUUGCUGCGAUGUUUAAUUGUCGAUUUCACGUAGUAUGCAGUUGAUAGAUUAUACAAUUAAUUAAAUAUUGGUAGGGUAUGUGCACGCAAGAAUGACUCAGCCAAGCCUAAUCGACACCAACUGAAUUUUAGCCAGAAGUAUCCUUAGUUAACUGUCGUGAGAUUGUACAUGCUGAACAUUAAAAUGGCUAUAAAGAAAGAAAAGUACGAGUUGAUCGAAGAAAUACCCGACGAUUCAUCACUUAAGCGAGAUCAGCGUAUUGAUAUAAAGUAUGAGGAGGGUUAUGAUCUACCUGCAUUUCCAGUAAUUCUAUGUGAAGAUAAGCUUAUCAUGGACGUUAAACUGGAACCAGAUUCAGACAGCGAUGGUCACCAGAUGUCUUCAGUGAAUGAUGGCUCUUUCGGUGGCAUGAAAGAGGAACAACGAACUUUGUCGGAGAUUACAAGUGAGGUAAAGGAAGAAUCGUGGAAUGUUGGGGAGUUCCUAGAAGUGGAAGUGACAACAGAAGAACAUGAAGUCCGUCGCAAGAGAAUGGAGCAGUAUAAUAAUGAACUCAAGGAGUCAUUUGGUGGUGAUGUCCAUAUGUAUGGUCAGCAGAUUCGCAGCGCAGUAUCGGAUGGUUGUCGUGAUUAUGUAAACACAAAAGUUUCUGGAAACACUGAUGGUGGUUCCCAAACAAAUGCAGUGGAAUGUUAUAAAUGUAACACAUGUAAUAAAAUAUUCCCAAAGCGGAAUGGACUUAUCCGACAUAUCCGUAUACACAAUAAAGAGGCUUACAAAUGUCAAACUUGCCACAAAGUUUUUGCACGAAGUGACUAUCUGGAUGCACAUAGAAGAAUUCACACUGGAGAGAAACCAUAUUCAUGUGAAGUCUGCAAUAAGCGUUUUACCCACAGAGGAUCCCAAAGGAACCAUCAACUCACCCACAGUGGAGGAAAAUCAUAUCAGUGUGAAAUAUGUAAGAAGUAUUUCUCUCGCAGAAAUACACUAUAUGUACAUUACCGCAUCCACUCUACAGAUAGACCUUAUAAAUGUGAAGUUUGUGAUAAGAAUUUCUUACGUAAAGAAAACCUGACUGUUCAUAGGCGUGUUCAUUCUGGGGAGAAACCGUAUAGUUGUGAUGUUUGUAAUGAACGUUUUUCAUUAGGGUCGACUCUUAAGAAGCAUUAUCGUAUACACACAGGCGAGAGACCGUAUAAGUGUGAUGUUUGUAGUAAAGCUUUCCGUCAGGGUGUCAGUCUUCUUAAACAUAAACGCACUCACACUUGGCAUCCAGGUACAAAUCACAAUAAAAUGUGCCCUGUCAGUAUUGGAGGACCUGGGAAGAAACAUUUCCAACAAAUGGGAGGGCACAUGUCUGUACAUGUACCCUUGAUGAAGGUGGGAGGUGAAGAACUCAUGUCACUGGUAGAAUGUACUGCAACAAACAUUAUGAUCCAUCUUCUGCAGUCAUGUUAUCACAACAGGGUUGAUGGUCUUCAGGUCAACAUGGACGCAGUCAAAGAAGAACUUGAUUCAAAUAGAGAGGUGCUGCCAGUAUUCACAUUAGUCAACAUAAAAACUGAACCAGAAACAGACAUGAUUGAGGAGUCAUCUGAAGAGAUGUCAGGCCAUACUUCUGAUUUGGAAACAAAUGAAGAUGCACUUACUGAAAACACAAGCACUCCAAGCACCAAGGAGAGAUCCAGCAUUCUUGCAGCGAUGCGCAGAGCCAUGUCAGAGGGAGGAACUCAGCUGGACCCUGAGAGCAGUGAUGAACUAAUAUGUGGUGAUACUACAGAUCACGGAGACUCAUGGAAGUCUGAAAUAUCAAACAAGGAACAGGAAGUGUCUCUACAAACCUUGGAAGAGUUAGCAGUGUGUCAGGAUGACUCAGCUGGUGAUAGCAGUUCAGCACAAAUUGACUUCAAUUUUCCGACUAAGCAGGAAUUUCCUGUUGAAUCUUUUCCCAGUAGUCAAACUGGGAAAUGCGAUAAGAGUUGUCAGACUGCACGUGAAAUAGAAUAUUAUAAAUGUAAAGUAUGCAAAAUGGUAUUUCCUACAAAAAAGUAUCUGAUGUUGCAUAUUCUUACACACACUGACAAGAACCCAUAUAAGUGUGACAUGUGCAGUAAAACGUUCUUGCACAGUGGAAAUCUCGCAAGACAUCGCCGCAGUCACAAAGGAGAGAAGCCAUAUACGUGUGACUUGUGCAAAACAAAUUUUUCACGCAGGGAAACUUUGCAACGACAUUUCCGAACUCAUACAAGGGAAAAGCCGUUUAAAUGUGGAAUAUGUAAUAAGUCUUUCUCGGAUAGUGGUUAUCUUGUGACGCACCGACGUACUCAUACUGGAGAAAAGCCGUAUAAGUGUGACAUGUGCAACAAAGAGUUCACUCAAGGGGGAAAUCUUACUAGACACAAAAGUACAUCUGGGGUAUGCAAACUGUUGGGAACUAAACUGCUCUGUUAAAUUAUCAGUUGUUCAGUAAAUCAAGGAGCACUUAAUUGUAAUAGGCUUAUCGAAUUAUAUGCUGUAGUUGUCUUAUAGAUUUAACAAAAUAAUCCAUCAGUUUUGCCUGUCCUGAUUAAAAGUAAAAGAAUAUAAUUUGAUUUUACAAUUGCUAAAAUGCAAUUUGCAGGACAUUUAUAUUGUUAUGCUUAUUCAGACUUCAUUUGUAUACAUUUUGCUCUGACUUAGCUCAUUAUUAAUUCUCACUUCUGCCAUUUAAUCGCAGAGUAGAGCAGCAUAUAACCAUUCUUGCACGUAUAGUGAUAUCUAUUGUAAUGAAGGAAUCCAUGAACUUUCAUUCAUAAUCAUUCAUUAUAGCUACAAAGCUGACUUAUACAUUAUUGUAAUAACAGCCAGGUGUCCAUAGUUUUCAUAUCAACAUGAACAAAUUUAAACCUGACCAAAAUUAAUUAUUCUAUUACUGUAAGAAGUGUAUCAUUCAAAUAUAAUUUGUUCUACGUUA
Molecule: messenger RNA, 3034 nt
Organism: Cryptotermes secundus
Lineage: Eukaryota; Metazoa; Arthropoda; Insecta; Blattodea; Kalotermitidae
Product: zinc finger protein 572-like
Exons: 10
Coding region: 250-2532 (760 amino acids)
Biological process (GO): regulation of transcription by RNA polymerase II
Molecular function (GO): RNA polymerase II cis-regulatory region sequence-specific DNA binding; DNA-binding transcription factor activity
Source: RefSeq, a predicted model, not a curated record